This is a messenger RNA of Impatiens glandulifera, 657 nucleotides long. RefSeq lists its product as uncharacterized. Bases 123 to 509 code for a protein of 128 amino acids. The record is from RefSeq and is a predicted model, not a curated record. The transcript has a single exon. Lineage: Eukaryota; Viridiplantae; Streptophyta; Magnoliopsida; Ericales; Balsaminaceae.
CAUUCUCUUCCCGCCCAGCGCCUCCUUCUUCCUUAAAACCUAUCCAUACGUUUUUACUUUACCACCAAUCCAUCCAUCCAUCUACUAUUCUACCCUCCAAUCCAAAUCUUCCUCUUCCAACCAUGAAUCGAAAGGAUCGCACCAGAUCAUCUUCCAAGAGAACGGACGAAUCUUUUCUCAGAUAUCUAAAACCAGGAGCUCUCGCACAGCUUCGUGAUUCACGAAUCAACGCUAGAUCCAACCGUCUUGACUUGAAGUUCCAGAUCUCUUCGAUUCGUAUUCAAUCGCCACUUCUGUCGCCGAUCCGUAGCCCUAAUCGUUUGGCGGAGAUCAACGAUGGUUUCCUUCACUUCUCAGGCAAGAUCUAUGGUCCUAGAUGUCAGCAGAGGAAGAGACUUUUGGCGUCUAGAUCUGUCUUCUUCAUCAACUCAAGUCCGGCAAGUCCAGUUGCUGAUUCACCUGAUUCUGUUAUCGAUGCUUUUAGUAAUGAUAUUCUUGUUUCGCAUUGAAUGAACUAUCUUAUUUCUUGAUUUAGAUCGAGAUUUCUUCUGUUAUCUGGCAGUUCUUUGUCUGCCUUCUUUCUUUACUAUUGUGACAUACAUAUUAAUUAGGCAAAACAUGAAAGUAUUCAAUAAAACAACUAUAUUUCCUGUCAUA